AUGGACCAACAACCAGACCCAAUUGCCAUUUGUGGCAUGGCUCUUCGCUUGCCGGGCGCGCUAAAAACACCGGCCCAGUUCUGGACAUUUCUCACCGAAAAGAAGGACGCUCGUGCGCCCAUUCCUUUCGCACGCUUCGACGCCGAAGCCUUUUAUUCUGCUUCUGGAAAAUCAGGCUACUUCAACUCCAAAAAUGGCUACUAUCUGGAUGAUAGCGCUGAAGUUGGUGCGCUCGACACUUCGUUGUUCCGCAUGUCGCAGCAAGAAUCGGAGCGUAUGGAUCCCCAGGCAAAAAUCCUUCUCGAACUUGCGAGGGAGUGCUUCGAAAGCGCUGGCGAGACGGACUGGCGCGGAAAAGACAUUGGGACGUAUGUCGGGUCAUUUGGCAAUGACUGGUUAGAGAUGGCUGCGAAGGACCGUUUGGACAAGAACAUGUACAAAGUCUCUGGGUACAGCGACUUUUUGCUUUCAAAUCGGUUAUCAUACGAGUACGAUCUUAGGGGCCCGAGUAUGACUAUACGGACGGCAUGCUCCGCAUCACUUAUGGGCUUACAUGAAGCCUGCCUCGCGAUUCGAAAUGGAGACUGCAGUGCCGCUCUAGUGGGCGGCAGCAAUCUGUUCUGGAGUCCCGACACCAUGGCUGAUAUGUCCGAACAAGGCGUUACCUCACCCAACGCGUCUUGUCGAUCUUUCGAUGCAGAUGCAGAUGGAUACGCUCGCGCGGAAGCUGUUAAUUUGAUUUACAUCAAGCCGCUAAGUGCUGCUAUCAAACAUGGGAAUCCUAUCCGUGCUAUCAUUCGUGGGUCUUCUCUCAAUGCAGAUGGAAAAACCCCGGGGCCGAGCAUGCCCAGCUCCUCCAGUCAAGCGGCCCUGAUUCGAAGAGCAUAUCAGAAUGCUGGGAUACCAGAAUCUGAAAUUAUUCGAACAGCAUUUGUUGAAUGUCAUGCAACGGGCACCGCCACGGGUGAUCCUAUCGAGGCUACAGCAGUGGGUAACGUUUUUGGAAAUGGCGGGGUGUACAUUGGGUCCGUCAAGCCGAAUGUUGGCCAUUCUGAGGGUGCAUCGGGGAUUACCUCUAUCAUUAAGGCGGUGCUAGCUUUGGAAAACCGUGUUAUACCACCAAACAUCAAGUUCGAAACUCCAAACCCGAAGAUACCUUUCCUUGAGAAGGAUCUCAAGGUUCCCACCGAUUGUCUUGGCUGGCCCAAAGACAAACUGGAGAGGGUUUCUGUGAAUAAUUUUGGGAUUGGUGGUGCUAAUGCUCAUUUUAUCCUCGACUCUGCCGCGUCGUAUGGUGUAAACUCAGACAUAAUAGCCGACCCUGAGCGAGAGGAAUCGUUUCUCGAGUCUCUAAAGUGGGGCAAGUUGUUCCUCAUUACAGCAAGCACAUCGGAAUCAUUAGAGAUGCAAACACGGAACCUUCGGGACUAUGCAUUGUCCAAUCCAACGAAAGCUGAGCACGGUUCCUAUACACUAGCUUGCAGACGCGAGCAUUUCUCUCAUCGCGCCUUUUCCGUUAUUCAAGAACUGUCCGUCGACUCACAGGCUGGCGUAUCUAUUGCGGGAGUCUCACCACUGCGGCUGGUUAUGAUCUUCACUGGGCAGGGCGCACAAUGGCCGCGUAUGGGUAUUGAACUUUUACAGUCUAACACUACAUUUGCCUCUUCUAUCAAAGAAAUGGACCAGGAGCUUAGAGGACUGCCAACGCCACCUACCUGGAGUAUCGAAGAAGAACUGGCUAAAGGGGCAGACUCCAGUAACUUGAACGAAGCAGCUAUUUCUCAGCCGUUGUGUACAGCGGUUCAAGUAGCUCUCGUCGAUGCCCUAGCCAAUCUAGCGAUCAAACCACACUCUGUGCUCGGCCAUUCAUCGGGAGAGAUAGCUGCAGCAUAUGCAGCAAACCGGAUAUCACGUCGCGCGGCCAUAGUCCUUGCUUAUUAUCGGGGCCUUGUAUCACAAGCUGCAACUAGAAGUGGUGCAAUGGCUGCGAUCGGUCUCAGCUGGGAUGAGGUGACUCCAUUUCUCCAAGAGGGCGUUGUCAUUGCAUGCAACAACUCACCUUCAAACGUCACCAUUUCGGGUGACGAGGCAGUUGUACGAAACGUUGUACAGGCUAUCCAAACCAGCAACACCGAAGUGUUUGUACGCAUGUUGAAGGUGAGCACUGCCUACCACUCACAUCAUAUGCUCAAUGCUGGGAAUGAAUAUGAGGAAAUGGUAGCAUCAUUUCUGGAAGGUGAAGUUCCCUACAACGGUGCUUCUACAAACCCAGGUUUCUUCUCAACUGUAACCGGCCUAUUGUUACCAGAUUCCGAGCGCAUUGAUGCGCAGUAUUUCCGUCGCAAUCUCGAAUCACCUGUCCUUUUCCUCCAGGCUCUCGAUAGCCUCUUGACUGGGUCCAAAGAUUCUGCACACCGUAACCUUUGUUUCCUCGAGGUGGGACCUCACAGCACACUUUCAGGACCUCUUCGACAAAUAUUUACACAAAAUUCUGUUGCUCAUCCGUACGCAUCAUGUCUCCACAGAGAAAAGAAUGCAAAUGCGACAUACCUCGCGGCUUUGGGUACGCUUUGGCAGCAUGGUUUGAACUUCGAUCUCUACCGCCUGACGAACCCGCUUGGUAUUGCAAAGGUACUCCCAGAUAUGCCAACAUAUCCUUGGUAUCAUGGCAAAUCACAUAUUAUUCAAAACCGCAUCGCCCAAGCUUGGCGAUAUCCCAAGUUCCCACAUCACGAACUUUUGGGAUCGCUCGUAUUGGAAAAUAACGACGAUCAACCUAGCUUUCGAAACCUACUUCAGCUCGAAAAUGCUCCUUGGAUACGAGACCAUAACAUUGAUGGCGAUGUAGUCUUUCCAGGUGCUGCAUACGUCACCAUGGCUGGGGAGGCUUGCCGGAGACAAUGCUUACCUGACCAGGAUCACACCUUUUUCGGAUUCAGUGUAAAGAACAUGGUCAUUGGCGCGGCGCUGAUCCUGCAAGAAAAUAAGCCGGUGGAGAUAGUGACAUCCUUAAGACGAUGGCGAAUCACGGACCAUUUGGAGAGCAGCGGAUGGGAGUUCAUGAUUUCAUCAUUUUCAGGCACUACAUGGACAACACACUGCUCAGGUUGCGUCGAGGCAAUCUAUUCCUCGCCCCCUCCCCCAGCAGUACCCGAAACUGCUUUUCCUCGAAGAACUGACGCAAAAAAAUGGUAUCAGGCCAUGUGGCAUCUCGGGGCUAGAUAUGGGCCCUGCUUUCAAGGAUUGAAGAACAUCGAAUGUACGCCAAACAAGAGCAGUGCCAAGGCUACAAUAUGUGAUAAGACGCCAGAUGGUUCUGAAUCGCACUAUCUGAUACAUCCGACAACAAUUGAUGUGUUUUUCCAGACAAUGGCUGCAGCUGCAUGCAAUGGGCAAGGACAUGCAACCGACCGAAUGAGUGUGCCAACAUUCAUCAAACGCAUGGACAUCUAUGAAAGCUCUGGUGAUCUUCAAGUGCAUACCUCAGCAAAAGUCUUAGCACAUGGUAAAUUCCAUGGUUGGGGUUGUGCUAUUGGCCAAGACGGAGCCCUUGCAAUCAGUAUAGAUCAGAUCAAGCUCAUGCCUCUGGACACGGCACUUGAGAUAGAUCUCCACGCCGGUGCUUCAACAACCUGGAGUCUAGAGCCCAGCUUUACAACUAUGUCAUCCAUUUUGAAGAAUGCCACAGCGUUGGCCAAACAAACACCACUUAUGCAAGAGUUCGCUUUGCUCCAUAUCCGGAAAGCCUUGGAGCAAAUUCAAUCCAUCAAACCAGCGUCGGAUACGAUGGAAAGAUAUGUGAAUUGGAUGAAGAGACAAAGCAUUCCAGAUACAUUGCGACCUAUGGAAACUGUCACAUCUGAAGUCAAAACCUUUUCGUGCCCUUCGACUGUGGACGCAAUUGUGAAAAUCAGCGAAAACAUUAUCAAAUUGGUGUUGGGGGAGGUUUCUGCAACAGAGCUCCUCAUGGUUGACGACAUGUUGCUCAAGAUUUAUCAGGAAGCAAAAGUGACUGACCGAGGGCCAUAUAUCAAGCUUCUUGGACAUCAGAAACCGAACAUGCGUAUUCUUGAGAUUGGGGCUGGAGCAGGAGGAACAACUCACGAGUUUCUUUCAAACUUGGUCAAUGAUUCGGAUGGGGGCAAACUAUGGUCCAGUUACACAUAUACGGACAUCUCUGCCGGAUUCUUCGGUGCUGCCAAGGAAAGUUUCAAAGAACAUACCCUCGAAUACAAGGUUCUGGACAUCACAAAGGACCCCGUGGCUCAAGGCUUCGAAGGCCAUGAUUACGACCUCAUUAUCGCCACAAACGUGAUGCACGCUGUUCCUAACCUCCAGCAAGCUCUGCGUAAUGUGCAUAGUCUGUUAAGGCAUGAUGGCACAUUCUACCUUGAAGAGCUUUGCUCAGAUGUACAAGUCACAAACUUCAUCAUGGGCCUCCUUCCUGGAUGGUGGGUGGGUGAACAAGAUGGGCGUGUUGAUGAGCCAUAUGUCCAUCCUGAAAGAUGGGAUGGUGAUCUUCGCGCUGCAGGCUUCACUGGAGUAGCUGAUUGCAUGCUAGAUGCUCCCCGUCCACACCAGGGCAAUGCAUUCAUGAUAGCCUACCCUGCGAUCAAAGACGCACUUCCAAAACCUGUCACGCUACUAUACGAUGAUGCCUCACAACAAGUGGUCGAAGAUUUGAAGAAUGAGCUAUCACAACAUGGUUGUUUCGAAACAGUACUCCAGCACUGGGAUUCGGCCGAAUCAGUUGUAGCAAAGAGGAACAUCAUAUGUUUACUCGAUAUAAACAAGCCUUUUUUCUUCGAUAUUGAAGCUUCUCGUUUCGAUAAGUUUCGGCACUGGAUGGCCCAAGUCGCAGAGUCGAAGAAUGGCAUACUCUGGCUAACUCGAAGCUCCCAGCUCAGUUGCGAGCACCCUCGAUGGGGUCAAACACCUGGAGCUAUGCGCACCAUUCAGAAAGAUAUGGGGAUCGACUUGGCAAUCUGCGAGCUUGACCGGCUGACAAGUCUGAGUUUGAAAGCUGUGGCCCAGAUCUCAGAAAGGUUCUCUCGUCGCCACACAUCAAGCCACAAGUUGGAGCUAGAGUACGCUAUUGAGGAUGGAAAUAUAUACAUACCGCGAUUGUAUCCCUUGAACGUUGAUUCAGAGCUUUGCAAGCCUGACAGUUCUGCGACUACUCUCCCUCAAACAGACAAUGGCGAACUCAACCUAACACUGGGAACAGUAGGCAGGCUUGAUACGCUCCAAUGGACCACUUGCUCUUACGAAAGACCGGGAGAAAAUGAGGUUGCAAUUGAAAUAAUGGCUACAGGGCUCAACUUUAGGGAUUUGCUGACCGCUAUGGAUCUUAUCGAAGCACCGCGCCAAGUCCUCGGAUUGGAAGCAGCAGGGAUGGUCCGAGACGUUGGAUCAGGGGUCGAGAAUCUCCAGCCAGGGGAUCGUGUCGUGGUUGUCGGUGGCACAAGUUUAUUCAGGACAGCCGCGGUCGUACCUAGCACCAGUUGCUGGAAACUACCCCACUCUCUUUCUUUUGAAGAGGCCGCAACCAUGCCAUGUGUUUUCAUGACGGUCAUACAUGGACUGUUGGAGUUUGGUCAAAUGCACAGUGGACACACUGUUCUAAUUCACUCUGCAUGUGGUGGAGUUGGCCUUGCCGCCAUUCAACUAUGUCACAUGGCCGGAGCAACGAUAUACUGCACAGUCAGUAACGAAGAGAAGGUCCAGUUCUUGGAGGAUGAGUUCAAGAUCCCACGUGCUCAUAUCUUCAACUCCCGGAACAGAUCAUUCGUGGAUGAUGUCAUGCGCGCUACCAAUGGUGCUGGAGUAGACCUUGUGCUCAACUCUCUUUCUGGUGAGCUACUACAUGCGUCCUGGGAAUGCGUAGCGGAGUUUGGCAAAAUGAUUGAAAUUGGGAAGAGAGAUUUGCUAGGAAACGGCCGCGUCUCUCUGCACCCGUUUGUUCUAAAUCGUAGCUUCCAUGGCAUCGAUCUAGCUCAUCUUAUCGAACGUCGACCCGCAGAGUGUCGAAGGCUUUUGGGGAGAAUGAUGACCCUUUACGAAGCAGGCCACAUAAAGCCAAUCUCUCCCGCGAAAACCUUCAAAGUAUCUGAGGUAGAGCAAUGCUUCAGGUACAUGCAACAAGGGCGACAUAUUGGCAAGAUUAUUCUACGUGUCGGUGAUUCCGCGGACGAAGCAACCAGAUCAAAAGACUUGAUCACGGCACAUCCCAAGCGCAAUCCCACCUUCAAUCCACAAGCAUCUUAUUUGCUUGCUGGCGGCCUAGGUGGCUUGGGCCGUAUCGUAGCCAAUUGGAUGGUCGAGAACGGCGCACGACACCUGAUUUUUCUUUCUCGAAAUGCAGGCGAGAAGGAGACCGACAAAGCAUUUUUCGAAGAACUUGAAUACCAAGGGUGCAAAGUGAUGGCAGUAAAAGGGAGUGUUUCUGUUGUCAAGGACGUGGAGAAGGCUAUUGCUGCUGCAACUGCCCCUGUGCGUGGCGUGAUGAACAUUUGCAUGCAAUUACAAGAUAUGGGUUUCAACCAAAUGACCUAUGAGGCAUGGAGCACUGUCAACGAGUCGAAGAUCAAAGGUACAUGGAAUAUGCACAACGUGUGCAUGUCUAGAGAGAUAAGUCUCGACUUCUUCCUUCUCUUCAGCUCGGUCUCAGGUUUGUUUGGCAACUUUGGCCAAGCAAACUAUGCAGCAGCGAACACGUUCCUCGACACCUUUGUGCUUUAUCGACAUUCCCUGGGUCUGAACGCUUCGGCUAUCGACAUUGGUAUGAUGUAUGACCACGGAUAUAUUGCUGAGAAUCCGCUCUUGGCGGAACGGAUGCAGUUGCUUGGGGCAUAUGGCAUCCGGAUACCACAGCUCCUUGAUGCCAUCACUCUCGUUCUAAGCACCCCUAGAUCCAAGCCUGAGAAAGGAACAUCGCGGAAAUGUGCGUCUCUGUUGGGUAUUGGUGUACGUAGCGGGCUACCAUUGUCUGAUCCUGCAAACCGCAUAAUGUGGAAGGACGACCGGCGAAUGGCAUAUUACGCUAACCUCGACUCGGAUUCGAACGCAGCUUCAGGGGCGACCUCUGACGUCGAUAAGCCCACCCAGGCCAUUAGGGCCUUCAUGAAGCAGGUUCUCGCUGAGCCAAAGAUUCUUGACCAGCCCGAUACCUCAGCUUUCCUUGCGCGACAAAUCGCAAGAAAAAUCGCGCUCAUGCUUCUCCGACCGCUGGACGAUAAGGAAGAUAGUGAGGUUGAUAUAUUGAGCCCGUUGCAGGAUGCUGGUCUGGAUAGCCUGGUCGCCAUAGAGAUGCGGAGAUGGUGGAGGACGACAUUUGGCUUCGACAUCACCAUGCUACAGAUGGUUGGAGCUGAGAACACGAUGGCACUUGGUGAUCGGGCUACCGAAGGGUUGAGAAUCAAGUAUGCAGAAAUUGAAGUACAGCCCGUAACUUCGACACCUGUGGUCGCUGUAUCGGCUUGA
Bipolaris maydis ATCC 48331 is the source of this 7482-nucleotide messenger RNA. RefSeq lists its product as uncharacterized. The record is from RefSeq and is a predicted model, not a curated record. Gene Ontology annotation, molecular function: phosphopantetheine binding; fatty acid synthase activity; oxidoreductase activity. NCBI's taxonomy places the organism in Eukaryota, Fungi, Ascomycota, Dothideomycetes, Pleosporales, Pleosporaceae. Gene Ontology annotation, biological process: fatty acid biosynthetic process; secondary metabolite biosynthetic process.